Messenger RNA from Jaminaea rosea, 2047 nucleotides. RefSeq lists its product as hypothetical. The transcript is spliced from 2 exons. The coding region runs from base 123 to 1796 and encodes 557 amino acids. The record is from RefSeq and is a predicted model, not a curated record. Lineage: Eukaryota; Fungi; Basidiomycota; Exobasidiomycetes; Microstromatales.
CUCCCUCUCCUCAACGAACACGACAACGUUCUCUCCUUCUGAUCUCGCCCACGCUCCUCUUUCACCCUCUCAUUGGAUUCGCCCGACCUACCACUUCCCGUCCACACGCCUCGCACGCCGGGAUGAGGCUCGCCACCUUUGCAGCUGGUGUCGCAGCCUUGGCGGCCGCCUCGGCCUCUGCUGCUGACCCCAGCCCACUCGCCCGCGCUGCGCCAGCCGUACCACGCAACCACAAGCUGGCCAGCAGGCAACGACAGCAACGCAGCAAUGACUUCGAUGUUGCCGAGCGCAGCGACGCCUUUGACGCCGCCGUACACCCUCUGGCACGCCGCGACGCCUCCCCCCUCGUCGUCACCAUCAACAAUUUCCAAAACUAUACCCCAGACCAAAAUGCAGUUGGCAUCGCCAUGCAGGCAAUGUCUGACCCUGUAGGCGCAGCAAGAGCAGCCGACGCCAUGCCUUUCAUCUCUAACAACAACACAGCAGGCUACAUCGGCACAGGCAUCAUCUCGUCCGACUCAGAUGAAGGCAACAACUACAUCUGGACGCAGCAGUACCCCUUUGUCGCAAAUGCAGACGCACAGGGAAGUCCAGACACUGGUUGGAAUGCCCUACCUGAUCUCCAGGGCUUCACGCUCAACCGCACCAUCGAGAUUCGUAAUGGCGCCAUCCAGCCCGUCUACAUGACAGCCAACUACGAUGCGCAGGCAAUCAAGCGAGGCAUCGUCGUCUUCCCCGGUAAGCCGCGUGACAGUUGGAAGUAUACCAAUCUCGUCCGCAAUGCUCUCACCGUCCAGAAUGGCCUCUUCCCCGAGUGGGGGGUCACGCCCGAGUCGGUCCUGAUCAUGGGCCCAGCUUGGCUCAACCAGGAAGACCAGACGGCAGGCGCAGUUCAGCCCAACGAGCUCGUCUUCCACGGCACGCAAUGGCAGUCGGGUGGUCACUCUUCGUUCCCCAAUCUCACAAGCUCCAUCACCACGUACGAGGCCGUCGACAAGUUCGUCGACAUUCUCUUUGACAAGAAUCAGUUCCCCAACCUCAACCAGGUCGUCGUCGUGGGCCAUUCGAUGGGAGGGCAAAUGGUGCAGCGUUAUGCUCUCCUCAAGAAGACGAAGAAGUACGACCAGAACAUGCAAUUCUGGGCGGGCAACCCGGGAUCAUACGCGUGGUUGACCGACGACAGGCCGUACCAGAAUGCCUCGUGCGUCGACCCGCUCGAGUGGCACUACGGUAUCGGCGGAAAUCAGACCAAGAUCACCAAAUACGCUCGCGACGACGUCAUCACGAACCGUCAAGCCGUCGUGGACCGCUUCCUCGCGCGCAAGAUGCACUACGCUCUCGGUCUCCUCGACAACGGAGCAGGAGACACGCACUGCGAGGCCGGCGUGCAAGGUGGGAACCAUUUGGACCGCGGAUCCCAAUUCGCCAUCCAGCUCUCUGGCAUCCCCUCGGCCAACGGCUGGCCAAAGAACCACACGCUCGACUACGUCGUGGGCGUCUCACACCAGGACUACGCCAUGAUGAGCAGCAAUGCGAGCCUGCAGCGCAUCUUCUACGACAACUUCAACGACCGAUUCCCCAACUUGAAGAACACGACCAAUCCGGGCGAUCAGCUGACGCCCAAGCCCAAGGCCUUCGCCACGCCGCUGCACACCAUUGUGGCUGCGGCGUUAUUGGGCGGGUCGGUGGGUGGUGUCAUUCUCGCAUUUGCGAUGCUGCCUUUCCUCUUUGGCGCGAACACGAGCUGGCAGGAGCAGGAGAGAUGGAGGCAGGAGGAGGCCAAGCAGCCCAUGUGAUCGCGCCAUGUGAUCGCGCUGUGUGGUCGCGCGGGGAGCUCGACGUAGCAUCUUGACAAAUAGCCUUCACCCCCACCUUUCCUUCCCUUGGACGCUUCACAUCUACCCGCCUGUCUUGCCCAAUGGACUCUCAUCCAGACCCCUCUAUCUCCUCCUCCUCCCAUCUCCCUCUUCGUCUCGCCACGGCGCGGCCGUCUCUUGUCCUGGUGAUGGGCAACGUGCUCGCAGCCGCCUUGUCUCUUAGAACUCUC